CUAUAAACAAUCAAGUCCGAGUACGAGCAAAGGAUACAAUUAUUCGUAAAUAAAUAACAAAUAACGCACUUAAGAAUUAAGGUCACCCAACAUAUACGUUAGGUACCUUAGGUACGAAGUGACACCGCCAACAUUGCCGUCGCUCGAGAAACGAUGUGCACGAAGUCGGGUCUGCAUGGCGACCCUCAAUGUAUACACUACCAUAGCAACAGCUCUCUACCGCGUGAAUCAUGUCAAAAUAGCAAACUUUUCAAACAGAGAAUACAUAAAAAAACCAAAGCUUCACCGUGCCGCUCUCCCUCCGUAUCAUAUUUACCUUACAUACAGCAUCAUAACAUAACAUCCAACUCCAAACAACAAAUCAACCACCCCAAAUCCCCAACCCAAAGCACCACUAUCCUCGGGAGGAAGUGUCGACGAUGAACGACGCCACCGUCAUCGGCAUCGUAGUCAUGAUCCUAGUCCCGCUCAUCGCAAUCCUGAUAUGUUGGGGCUACUCGCUAUCCGAGAAGUUCGCCUCGCUGAUGAAGCGCUCGACGGAGCAUCAAGCCCACAUGCGAGCACAGCGAUACGCGGCUCAGGAGCAGCUGGCGCGAGACUCUACCGACGCUGCUGUUGCGCUAACUACCGCUUCUAACAUACACCUCCCCAGGACACCCCCCUCGAACCAAGGCGACGGCCGAAAACAGCGCAGCAGAACCAUGGCCGCCCGCCCGCAACCGAUCCUGCGCGCAGCUAUACGAGUAUCAUCAAGACCAGCCUUUUGCUCUCCCCCCCGCCGCCACGCCCGACUAUUCAGCACAACGAACUCUACUCCUACCUCUACCUCCCAAGCAGCACAUUCCACCACCGAUAAUGGCGCUACCACCACCACCAGCAGAAAUAGUACAACAACACACUUCGGCUUCCAAGACGGCCUCUCCGAGUCCGAGAAGACGGAGCGCGUGGCCGGCGUCUUCCACAGCGUAGCCGAGUCUUACGACCGCAUGAACGAUCUUAUGUCGUUUGGCUGGCACCGCGUCUGGAAGGACCACUUCGUCUCCUCCCUCAACCCCGGCCUCUCCUCCUCCGUCCCCCCCAAACCCCAGCGCAUCCUCGACGUCGCCGGCGGCACAGGCGACAUCGCCUUCCGCAUGCUACACCACGCGCACGUGCUGAACCGCAACCCCGACGUCCACGUCACCAUCUCCGACAUCAACCCCUCCAUGCUAGCAGUCGGCAAGCAGCGCUCCCUCUCCCUGCCCGCCUCCCAACAAGCCGCCCUCUCCUUCCUCGAAGCCGACGCCACCUCCUUCUCCCCCGCCGCCGUCCCCGACGCCUCCCUCGACCUGUACACCGUCGCCUUCGGCAUCCGCAACUUCAGCAACAUCCCCGCCGCCCUGGCCGAAGCCCACCGCGUCCUAAAGCCCGGCGGCGUGUUCGCCUGCCUCGAGUUCAGCAAGGUCGCCAACCCCCUCCUCGACGCCGUAUACAAGCGCUGGAGCUUCAGCGCCAUCCCCCUCAUCGGCCAUCUCGUUGCCGGCGACCGCGACUCCUACCAGUACCUCGUCGAGAGCAUCGAGCGGUUCCCCAGCCAGUCCCAGUUCCGCGAUAUGAUUAAAGACGCCGGCUUUGUCGUUGGCGGCCAGGGCUGGGAAGAUCUGACGGGUGGUGUGGCUGCGAUCCACAAGGGUAUGAAGCCCCUGUAA
This is a messenger RNA of Daldinia vernicosa, 1688 nucleotides long. Its product is annotated as ubiE/COQ5 methyltransferase family-domain-containing protein. The record is from RefSeq and is a predicted model, not a curated record. Gene Ontology annotation, biological process: ubiquinone biosynthetic process. The transcript has 3 exons. Bases 420 to 1688 code for a protein of 422 amino acids. NCBI's taxonomy places the organism in Eukaryota, Fungi, Ascomycota, Sordariomycetes, Xylariales, Hypoxylaceae. Gene Ontology annotation, molecular function: methyltransferase activity.